AGGAAAUGCCUGCUUGUGGUUGCUAUCAUUUUCCAGCAUGAGUCUCUUUCCACUGCUGAGGAAAGUGCCUGAGGCUGUUCUCCAUGGCUGAAAACGACCUCCAGAAAAACCCACUUAAGAUAUUGGAAUACAUGGGAAAAGAAAUUAUCACUGGUUUUGUGGAUAAUUUGGUAAAGAACAAUGUGGUGAAAUUAGAUGAAGAAGAAAAGAAAAGAUUUAACAACGCUGAACGUGGAGACAAGCCCAGGGUUUUCGUGGAUGCUGUGAGACAGAAACGUCACGAGGCAGGUCAAAUGCUUAUCCAAACUUUUCUCAAUGUGGACCAGAAGACCAGUAAUAACAAAGUUCAUUUGGAACCCGAGACUAGACCAGCUGAGUGGGAAGAAUCUACUGAUACCCUCAAGCUUUGUUCCCCUGAGGAAUUCCUGAGAUGCUGCACAGAAAGGGCUGGAGAGAUCUAUCCAAUAAAGGAAAGAAAUGAUCGUACUCGCCAGGCUCUCAUCAUAUGCAAUAUAGAGUUUGACCAUCUUACUCUGAGAGAAGGGGCUGACUUUGACAUCACAGGAAUGAAGGGGUUGCUUGAAGACCUGGGCUACACUGUGGUUGUAGAAAAGAACCUUACAGCCAGCGAUAUGGAAUCAGUGCUGAAGAAAUUUGCUGCCCAGCCCGAGCACAGGUCCUCAGACAGCACAUUCUUAGUGCUUAUGUCGCACGGUACCCUGCAUGGAAUCUGUGGAACCACGCAUAGUGACAAGACACCAGAUGUGCUAGUUUAUGACAAAAUCUAUCAAAUAUUCAACAAUCACAAAUGCCGUGGUUUAAGAGACAAACCCAAGGUCAUCAUUGUGCAGGCAUGCAGAGGUGGAAACCCUGGGGAAGUGUGGGUCAGAGACUCUCCAGCCACCCUGACAGACAGCUCUUCACAGUCAGAGAAGAAUCUGGAGGCUGAUGCUGUUCGCCUGAGCCAUGUGGAGAAGGAUUUCAUUGCUUUGUACUCUACAACUCCACAUAAUGUUUCCUAUAGAGAUCCCACGAAAGGUUCUCCCUUCGUCACUCAACUCGUUACAUGCUUCCAAAAAUAUUCCCGGUCCUGUCACAUACUGGAAAUAUUUGUGAAGGUACAACAAUCAUUUGAAAAACCAAGUAUUGAAUCCCAGAUGCCCACCAUUGAACGAACAACACUGUCAAGAUAUUUCUACCUCUUUCCUGGCAAUUGAAAAUAAAACCACAGGAAGCUCAGCUUUCCAUUUCAACUUCAAGAAGUGCAUUUGCCAAUACAGAACAUGCAUUAACCCUCUGAGGCCUGGAUUAUCAUCAAUUUUUAUGAAGUACUGGGACUUGAACUCAAGACCUUGCUCUUGCUUGGCAAGUUUCUACACCAGAGACACAUCCUGGUCCUAAAUUUACCUUUUGUAUAUCAAUAAAACUAAAACAGAUAAACUGUGUUUUUUUGGGUUCUAUAACAGAGAACAGAACUGCAAUUAACAUGGUGAGAGAAUGGACAUGAAAUGGGACAAGCUACGUGGAUUUUUUGGGCCAUGCAAUAUCUGAACUCCCUGAGGAAAGAACUGUCUGAGACUCACCAUCAGCAAGGGCUGAAAGGAGAUGCUGCCUAAAACUACAACCAGAUCUCACUCCCCACACAUUAGGACUACUACAAAAACAAACAAACAAACAAACAGGAAGCUGCAAGAUUGUGAUGUAACUAGAGCCCUGAUAUACUGUGGAUAGGAGCUUAACAAAUACUGAAAAAAAUAGUUCUUGAAAAAAUUAAAUUCACCCAUAAUUUCCACUUCUGAGUGAAUAC
Molecule: messenger RNA, 1807 nt
Organism: Castor canadensis (American beaver)
Lineage: Eukaryota; Metazoa; Chordata; Mammalia; Rodentia; Castoridae
Source: RefSeq, a predicted model, not a curated record